AUUUAAUAUAAAUCAUCCUACGGAACGCACCGGUUGCGGACGCACGCCUGGCCAACCGCUUGUAGCUGUUAGUCAUUAGUUAGUAGUCUUCACGGUUUUACCAUUUUAAUAUGAACAUUGGAAUUUUCUAACGUCAAGAUGUGCUUCCAAAUGUCGACACCCGAAGGGUCGUCCGAUGACGAUCCUGAUGACGAGCGUGGUCGGAGUUCCAACAGUUCGCAAGAAGCUGAUGAUGAUGAUGACUCUGACAACUUAACAUAUCGCCAACAUAAAAUAAUUAAGCAGCCUUCUCUAAAUCGUAUUCCAAGAAUGUCAACUAUGGAGUCUGGAAUGUCACCACCAAAUGAAGCAACACCGUUGCCCAAACAGCAACAUCAGCCACCAUUAUCACAGUUUGUAUCAUCACCGUUGAAUGCUGACUCAGCCACUGCUGAUGUAGAAACCGAAAAAACGAAAAAACUUUUGGAAUGGGAGCUUUCAUCGUUGGAAGCGGAUGACUUGCGAUCGCAUGCCUGGUAUCAUGGUCAACUGGUGGACCGGAACGAGGCUGAGCGGUUAUUACGUCAGUGUGUCUCCGAAGAGUAUGGUUCUGUUACUGCAAAUGACACGAUUUCUCCUCCAAACAAUUCUACUGCUACUGCCACUAUAGGCUCUUCAUUAUUACAAGAGCAUGCCGAAGAAGACACUAGUGAUUCGGAUGGAAUGGAAGACGUCAGCAGUGAGAGCAGUGAAGCCAAUUUCGGUGAUGACUCCUUGGACGAACGUGGCAUGGAUCCGUCCGUAGCCACGUCAACCACGAUGGCUGCGGCUCUGCAGUUGCCGAUUAAAAGACCCAAGCGGCCUCGCCGACCUCGGCGGCACUUCUAUUGUUUUUUAGUUCGAGACAGCUUGAAUGUCCGGCCACCAGGUCGAUACGUUGUGUCGUGUCUGCGGGUUGACAAUUACGAAGACUUCGAGACUGGGGACAAAAACAAAUCCCAACGCUGUCGUGAUGAUCAGCGACGGAAGUUUCGCCGACAACAACAACGGAGACAGCGAAGGCAACAGAGACAUCCUGUGUUGCAUUUUGUCGUGAAUGAGAUAAUCCUGCAACCCGGAACAGUAUAUGAGCGUUCACAAUUCAGUUUUGGGGAAACCUUACCAUCUCUGACUACCGCUAUUUCAACUGCAGUGGUGAACAACAACGAUCAACGGCAAUUUCAGCCGGGAUUUGAUAGUGUGCCCGAUCUGAUCAGGUACUAUGUUGGUGGUGCUGAUGACAAUGCCGUACUUUCUUAUGGAGGUGGGAACGAUGGUGUUGUGAGUAGUAGUAGUAUGACACUUUCUCGGACAGCUCAAACUGAUGUACGGAUUCGGUAUCCAUGCAACAGGCGUCGCCCACUGAUGAUAGACUACCCGUUGGCUGAAGCGACAUCUCCAAAUAUUUCCCCGAUUACGAUGGAAAAUGCUCGGUUGAUGCAACAACAUUGCAGUGGAGUGAUUGCGCUUUCCGCCCACAGUGAACGACAACGAGUAUUAUCCACUUCUCCUGGUGGGGAAAUAGAAGCGUCAACUUCAUCUCAGAAUACAAAUCAUCGACAUCAUUCACCAUCGUCACCUACUCAAACUUCAAAAUGGAUGCGCAUGCAUUGUGCAUCUAAUUCGUUAAUCCGAAGAACUCCUUCAGCGACCGUAACAUCCGAAAUGGUUACAUCAGCUACGUCUUUGAUGCCUUCUGCAGCAGAAGGAUCGGCAAAUCAAACUCAGUCACAACCAUUGACAUCCCCUUGCCCCCCAAUAAUUGAUCCACACUUGCCAAUCAAUAGCACCACAAUAUUAUCACCACAAGGUAUAUUAAUGACAACUAUACCGCGUACGGCAACUUCACCCGAGAAAAUCUUUAUAUCUAGGCCAACGCGUUUGAAACCAUUCUCAUCAACAGCAAAGGCCAUAUCAAUUACUCUACCGGGCCAACCACAAUCAUCUUAUCCACCUCCUUCAACCUCCGGUUCAUCAUCGUCAUUAUCAUCUGAACGUCCUUCAACUUCGGGGUCAACGCCAUUAUCGUUCCAAUCAGGUUUAUCGCCACCACAAUCGCUCGCCUCGAGCAGUACUCCACACUUGACAAUCUCUGAUUUAUUAUCAUCACCAUCAUCUUCAAUGGACUCACCGAGAAUUUCACAGAGUUUAUCAAGGGUUAAUUCAUUAAAUCGUGAAUUAAAUGAACCGUCGCCGUUCAGUGUUUCCAGCAUUACUACGACGGAAACGAAUGAGAGUGUACCAACACCCGCCAUCAAUAGAGAUCCCCCUUUAACACGACCUUCACGCAGAGAUUUAAUCACUGCGCAGGUGGCUCGUAUUAUGAACCAUCCUAUUCAGAGAGCAAUAUUGUCACCAUUUGUUCAAGUAAGGGUACGCAAUGGCUAUCGGUCUAUGCUGAACAGGAUGUUACAACCUGAGCAUGUAAGUCAACCAAGAAUUUUUAAUGGUUCUCCGAAUAUGAGUUUAUCAGGAAUCAAUCGCCAUGAGUACGAUGGCCCCCGGAAUGGAUCAGCAAGCAAUUUGAUUCAGCCCGAAAGACGUCAAGUUCCUAGUAAUAGCCAGAAUACAUCCUCAGAAAAUGAGAAUGAUGACGAGGAACGAAUGGAGCAUCAAUCCUCGUCAUCCAAUUCUUCUUCCAUUUCAACAUCCACGUUAAAGGAUCAAGAAAUAGGGCGAAAUGGCGAUGGACACAGGCAGAUAACGGACCAUCAGAAAGUAGAACACAUUGUAGAGGAACCCCCAAAAAAUGAGCGGCAAUGCACAGGCAGACAGGAUGUAAAUUGCAAAAAAAAACCUCAGGUUGAGGAGGUCCAAGAGGUUGAGAUGAGGAAAAAAAGUGUAGAAGAAGAGCACACACCUGAUGAUCUAGUUGAUUUAAAAGAAGAUCAAAAACAAAGUGAUGGGCAGAGAUCUUUGGAUCCAGAUUCCAACGUAGAAAAAUCAUCGGAAGCAUCUGAAAAUCAGAAUUUUCGGAAAUGCCGCACUCGUUGGACUAACACACUGCGUCAAGGGUUAGUUGACAUGCUGGAACAGCCACAUUUGGAUUACCAGAAUCGACAACUGACUCGAAUUACGGGGACACAAGACUGUGAUCCCCGACAACGAGGUUCGCGGCAAAUAGAUCAGACGCUGAUUGAAGACCAAGAGAUCGACCAUACGACAGAGAGUAUGGAGACGGAACUGCAUAGAAUAUUACUAGACACAGAAACCAGACAACUAGCAAGUUUAACUAAUCAAAUAGGUCGAGCGGUCUCAGUUCCCCCAGCUCAAACACGUGCCACUCGAAAUUCUAUUAGGUUAUCAAAUAAUGACUUAGCUGAAAACAUGAUUAGGCAAUGGGUAGGUUUACAAAGAAUUUCAAAUCGAAGUAGAAGCUCCGAAGUAAAGGGAAUACACAAUCGAAGCCGAAUACCUCUAAUCGAACUUUUGCCACGUAUUCGGCGGCAACGGUGGCAGAAUAAUAGACUUGUGACCGUUUUGCGAAACCCCCAGCUGCCUGCAGAGGACGAUUUUCAGUCGUCGGGGGAGUACCUUAGAGGACACGUGACUCCACCGGGAGGAGUCCAAGUGCGAAUGCAGAUGAAUAUGAAUUAUCCUCAAGUGAAUCGAGGUAUAACUGGUCAUAGUAUCAUUAAUCAGGAGGGUAGAGGCACCCCCGUCGCCAAUGCCGGUCAAUCGAAGACUGUCGAGUCCAAUGCUGACACUUCCAGCCAAAAAAAAGGUACUUGUUCUGUUGGUGUCGGCAGUAUUGGGCGCAAGCUGGCUUGCGAUUACGUAAACAUCAACCCUUUAAUCGAUGACCAUAACAACUCAUUCAAAAAAAGUGGUACUGUACCUUUCAACACUAACGAUCUUGACACGAUCCAUCACAAAAAUUAUCAACACCACGGAUAUAAACACCAAGUCAGCGAACAAAAAAACAAUAAUAACUACAAAAGUUUUGUUGCUAACAACAUCGAAGCAGACGCCGAUUAUGAAAAUAUAAUUACUCAUAACACUGAAGAUACCAAUGAUUUUAAUUACGAAAAUAUAGGUCAAAACAGUGAUGAGAAACGUCAACUAAUUAAUGACUGCAAUGGAGGUAGUACUGCAGUUGCUGCUGCUUUGCGUGCCGUCCACCUGGCGAUAAUUGGUGAUCCUGACGACUACGGUGGAACAACAGUGGGUUCUGCCAGAUUAGCAGCCGCCUUGUGUCGUGCUGAUGGUCGGGCCACCGUACUACCAUAUCGACGAAAUUUUACUGAAAGUGAACAAGUUAGCCCACUUUUGAGUACAUGCCCGCUUCAACUUUUGGGCCAACCAGGACCAGCGGGACGUCGAGCUCGUCUAGAUGUCAUAGAGAGGUUUGCUUGUCUGCAGUACCUAGUUGCAAUGACAGUAAUAGUGACGCCUUGUUUGCUACUAAUUGGCAGUGACAUAAAUGACAAAGAAAAUCUAGCAGAUGAAAAUCUCGAGUGGAGUUUGGAAGAUGAAUACGAAUACCGCCGUCGGCGGUUCUAUUACCGAUGUGCUGGUAUUAGUAGUUGGUGUGUCUCUGAUAACAAUUCCACUUCUGAUGACGAUGACGAGAAUUAUAAACUAACAGCUAAUUCAGAUUUUGACUCUGGUUAUUCAUUGCCACCAAGAGAAGAGUGGGCUAUUGAAAAACGUCACUGGUUGGAUCUUCUGACUAGACAUAGAGCAGCUGCUCUCGAUAAGUGGAUUCGUACGGCAGCUGAUGCCAAACAGGCAGUGGGUGAUGUGUAUGGUUAUCGGGCUCUGAUGUCAGCGCUAUGUUCUGAUAGGAUUCAGUCACUUCAAGAUGCAUGGGCAACUCUUCGUCGAUUACACACUGACACAGCUGUUGCGUUUGAGUCCCGGCUUCGACCCGAGUUUCUGGGCCGCAGAGAAAAAAAUUUAGUGACAGUGUUGGGAAAACCAGGCAUUAAUGACAUCGAUGAUAACGACGUGAAUGAGCUACUGCAGCUUCCGCCAAACGCAACAGUUCCUGAUGCCACAGCACUGGCUGUACUAUAUGAACAUUUGUAUAACGACAAUAAUUUUAAUACGAGUAGUAGCUUCAACACUACUUCCACUAGCUUAAACGAUGUUGGCAGUAACAAGGAAAAAGACCCUAGAGUAUCGUCAUUUUUUACAUCACCAUUGUUACUGUCACCUUCACCGUGGUCGUCUCUCAAUAGUGGUAUAAGUCGUGGACUAGGAUCUUCGGUUGCGUCUGACUACGGACUGAGUGCUCUUCAUGUUCAGUGCAUCCAGUACUCCGAGUGGGUGCAGCAGAGUUACGGUAAUGAUGAUUCUAUAUUAACGAAACCACCUAUGUUACAAUUGGACCGGUUUCGCAGUAACUUCCGUGCACUAUUACAUCAGUAUAGUGGAAGUUGCAUUGAUGAUUAUGACGACGAUGAUGAAAGAUUUAACUAUGUACUCGAUUACAAAGAUGAAAACUUCCAGAAGGAUGAAAAUACUUCCCACCACAAGGAAGUUAACUACAAUCGAAACGACGAAUUUGCAUACGAACGACAGUAUGAAGACAAUAUAGAGAAAUAUGGCACAAGUAGUGCUGAUUAUGAUGAUUGUGGCGAUGACGAUGAUGAUGAUGCUACAGUUAUCUGCUGUAAUAACAGCAGUUCUCUUUCAGCAGUGAGAAGCAUUGCAGUUGAUAGUAUGUGUGAAGACUCACAUGUUGGAGCUAUGGCAACAGAAAAGCGACGACAAACAACAACGAAAAAUGAAGAAUGCCAUCUUUCUCCAGAUCAAGAAGAAGACCGAUUCUAUCGCUGGAUCGAGGAUGUGAGUGUUUAUAGUCCAGGCCCCGCACCGCUGAAUAUUGUGUUCUGCACCGAGCUUCAUGUCCGACUAUUUUGGCCUCCAACUCUUUUCCUUCAAGACGUUAAUGACGACAAAGAUACCGUUGAUCAUAAGUUGGCGAUACCCGCCUACGCGCUAGGCACGACAUACGCUGCGACCGCAACAGCAGCUUACGAUGGUGAAAGCGAAUCUUCUAUCCAUGUGCCACUGGCGUUGGACCUGAAUCAUGUAAUUACUGCACAACUGGAUCAAGCUGCUCAGGAUAUGCGUCUCAGGUACAAAGCCAUGGAUGAUUUUUUGGAUAGAGCAUGUGCCUAUUCGACGUUGCUCGCUAAAGUAGCCUAUGAAGAUAAUACGAUGGUAGGCAAACAACAACAGCAUUGUAUGCUGUCACAGUGUGUUUAGAAGAGCUAUCCUCUUUGACUCCGGGGAAUCUCUAAUAUUGUAGAGGUUAAGUUGUGCUAAUCUACUCCGGAGUAAUAAUAAGCCAAAUAUCGACAUUGUGAAGCUGUAACUAACUAAACAUUAGAAUAUUGCUAGUAUUAUUUCUUGUUUAUUUACUAUAUAUCAUAUAGUAUGUUGUAUAGUAUAUUCAGCUAAGCUAUUUCGAAAAUCAAUUGUAUAUAUAAACCUUUUAGUGUGAUUCACAGAAAUGCAAGGUCGUUAUACAAUUUCUCACUUCCUUUGUGGCAUUGAUCACUGGCGUGCGUCUGCUAUCAUACUCAAGGGUUAUGUUAGGUUAGUUUAUUUUAUAGUUAUAAAUGAUAUACGUGAGUGUACUCAUUAUGGUGGAUUAUUCUAAUUAAACUGCCCAGUGGCUGGGGGUAGUAAGAAUACUGGCCACGGUAAUGAGCGCGACCGGUCGUAAGAGGCGUCCAACACGCUCCUGUGCGCGUCGAACAUCAUUCCGGUGCUGGCGAUUAAAUGCCAAGAUGCUCGGAGCUGCUAAUUAAAAGACGCGCUCAGCUGGCAGCAUAUUUUGUUAAGUUCUAUUGUUUCACAUUAAUUUUAUGGUUUAUUUUUACAUUUUAAAUUUUUUUUAAAGCCUUUGAAUAUUCUGAUUGUUAUUGGGGUAGGUAUCUUUAUAUAUUUAGUAAAGCCCUAAUUAUGAUUAAGCCUUAUCAUCACAGGCUAAACAUAACAUCUAAAGUAGUAAUAAUCUCAUUUGAUCAUUAUAAAAGUUUAGGUAAAAAUAUGUUUAUCAAUUUAAUAAUAAAAAACACAUAUUUCUCAAAAUCUUUCAUUCAAUUUACACAAUUUCUCAUAUUAUUUUCCGUGGUUUAACCGUUGUUAUCUUAUAUUCCAUUUUUUUUUAUUCUAAUAAGAAUUCAUAUUUAUUUUUAUUACACAGGUCUUUAAUAAACAGCACAUUAUAAGUGCAUUCAUUUUUCUUUUAUAUACCUAGGUAUAAGUUAGUCUGUUUAUGAACUGUUAUUUUAAGUGAUGUUUAUGGUUAAGAAUUUUUAGAUUUAAUGUACAUUUAUAUUAUCCAUAUUUUUCUAAAGUUUAAUUUUUUUUUUUUUCUAAGAGGCAAAGGACUGUUAUUUUAAGUACGUAAUUAAGAUUUUAUAAUAAUAUAUAAAAUUAAUGAAGAUGAGCGUAUUUGACGAUAUUAGAAAUACAUUUUAAUGUAGAUUAAUGUAAAUAAAUGUAGACAUAUAAUAUAUUAUAAUUUAAUAUACGUACGACCCCUCGAUAGUUUUGAGUAUAAAUAUAAGUAGGGGGGUUAGGUUAUAAUUUGGGCGCAGUUUAUACCUGAAUUUAUUUAAUUUCGGUUUAGCUAACUAACAUGGAUUAAUAUAAAUAUAAAUAUGUAUAUAUAACAUAGGUUAAUAAACGAUUUAUAGCGUUGGAUAGUCGUGAUUGCCGGACGUUAAAUACUCGAGUCGAGGUUUUGUUUUUUCAUUUUUAUUUUUUUGAUGUACAUGCAAUUGGUUGUUAGGUACUACAAGUAACAACAGUUGCAUGUACACGCCCGCUCGAUAGUUUAAGUUUAAAUAUAAGGAUAAUAUUAGCCGCAGUUUAUACCCGAAAUUUACCCCAACUUUCCAAAUAGCAAAGUGCUGUUCAGAGGACGUCGUACCGUUACGUCUUCUCUACGCUUACUAACGCAUAAUAUAUCAAAAUGUACGUCCAGCAGUUCCAAUUUUGUAUUGUUAGCUUAAAUAAUAAAAUGAAUUAAAGAAGAUUAUCUGUGUUCUCUCGCUGGUAAUGGGCCAAUUCACUCUAAUAUUUAAGCUACAGUACAAAUUCGGAAUUACUGGAUUUAAAUUCGUGUAUAUUUUAUGCGUUAGUAUGACGGAGACGACAUCCUUUUAUAAAUAUUUUAAUUUAGAAAUAAACUUAAAUUUCGGUUAGGCUAACAUGGAUUAAUAUAAAUAUGUAUGCAUAAUUUAGCAUAAUAAAUGCUGUAUAACGUGGUUGCCGAUUGGUUAAUACUCGAGUCGAGGUUUUGUUUUUUCAUUUUUAUUUUUUUGAUGUACAUGCAAUUGGUUGUUAGGUACUACAAGUAACAACAGUUGCAUGUACACGCCCGCUCGAUAGUUUAAGUUUAAAUAUAAGGAUAAUAUUAGCCGCAGUUUAUACCCGAAAUUUACCCCAACUUUCCAAAUAGCAAAGUGCUGUUCAGAGGACGUCGUACCGUUACGUCUUCUCUACGCUUACUAACGCAUAAUAUAUCAAAAUGUACGUCCAGCAGUUCCAAUUUUGUAUUGUUAGCUUAAAUAAUAAAAUGAAUUAAAGAAGAUUAUCUGUGUUCUCUCGCUGGUAAUGGGCCAAUUCACUCUAAUAUUUAAGCCACAGUACAAAUUCGGAAUUACUGGAUUUAAAUGUGUGUAUAUUAUGCGUUAGUAUGACGGAGACGACAUCCUUUUAUAAAUAUUUUAAUUUAGAAAUAAACUUAAAUUUCGGUUAGGCUAACAUGGAUUAAUAUAAAUAUGUAUGCAUAAUUUAGCAUAAUAAAUGCUGCAUAACGUGGUUGCCGAUUGGUUAAUACUCGAGUCGAGGUUUUGUUUUUUCAUUUUUAUUUUUUUGAUGUACAUGCAAUUGGUUGUUAGGUACUACAAGUUACAGCAGUUGCGUGUACACGCCCACUCGAUAGUUUAAGUAUAAAUAUAAGUAUAAUAUUAGCUUACAUAUUAGGUUAUUAGGUAUUAUAUAUUAUAGUGUUAAAUUGGGAAGUAGUUAUGUCGCCUAUUUUAGUUUAGACUUUAAAAUUGUUGCCAAGUUUUCGUACUGGCUGGCUGUAUUUAAUUAAUUAGAUUACGCGUGUGUCCGGGUACGGGUUUUUUUUUCAUUUUUUUUUUCAUGCCCACCGUAGAACGCAUGCGUAAGUGCUAAAGUUUAGUUUUUAAUUUUUUAUUACCUAUUUCAUCAUGAUGUUGUUGAAAUUUGCCACAUCAGCCCGUUUAAGCAUCGUUCAUUUCGUAAAAUAUAUUUAAUACUGUCAUUUAAAUUUGAAUAAGAUAAUAAAAAACUUUUAUAUGAUUUAUCGUUAACGAUAAAUUCCGAUCGUGUAAUAAUUCAUAUUCCAUACAGAAUAAAACUAAUUGUCGAAUAAUUAGCUUGCUUUUCUAAGUUACUUUAUUAUAUUUUUUGUCUAGAGUUUAAAAUUGUGGCUAAGGUUUUGCCCUGGCUUAAAUCAUAAGCAAACACAGUGGAUUAGAAGUCUAACUUAUUUGCAUGUUCCUGGAUACGGUUUUAUUUUAUAUACUCACCGUGCACAUGCAUUUAAGUCCUUUAGUUUAGUUUUUAUUUCAUUUUUUACUUUAUUCAUACUAUUAAGUUUAAUAAU
This is a messenger RNA of Myzus persicae (green peach aphid), 9622 nucleotides long. RefSeq lists its product as uncharacterized. Lineage: Eukaryota; Metazoa; Arthropoda; Insecta; Hemiptera; Aphididae. Gene Ontology annotation, biological process: positive regulation of peptidyl-serine phosphorylation; small GTPase-mediated signal transduction. The record is from RefSeq and is a predicted model, not a curated record. The transcript has 5 exons. Bases 139 to 6234 code for a protein of 2031 amino acids. Gene Ontology annotation, molecular function: guanyl-nucleotide exchange factor activity.